AUGACCUCAAGAAAACUACUACCCAGAACCCACUUCAACCCAAUACCAACCAUCAUCAGAAACUCACUCCAUUGCUCCCAAGAACAACCCACCACCCAAUCAAACCCACCUUUUUUCUCAAAGGGCCCCAACCUCUUAGCCACAGACUUAAUCAAGUCCUACUUCCAAAAGGGCUCCCUCAAAGAAGCACGCAAGGUGUUCGAUGAAAUGUCUGAGAGAGAUGUUGUUACUUGGACUGCCAUGAUUGCUGGCUACACUUCUUGCAGUCACCACAGCAGCGCUUGGGGUGUGUUCUGUGAGAUGUUUAGGAGCGAUAUGGAGCCGAAUGCGUUUACUUUUUCGAGUGUGCUCAAGGCUUGUAAGGGGAUGGUUUCUCUUUUGUGUGGUGCAUUGGUUCAUGGCUCGACGGUUAAGUAUGGAAUGAAGGGGUCUAUCUAUGUUGAGAAUGCGCUUAUGGACAUGUAUGGUGCUUGUUGUGUUAGUAUGGACGAUGCGUGCAAGGUGUUCAGUGAGCUUCAUGAGAAGAAUGCUGUGAGUUGGACUAGUUUGAUCACUGGAUACACUCACAGAGGUGAUGGCUAUGGCGGGCUUCAAGUUUUUCGCCAAAUGUUGCUGGAGGGAGUGGAACCGAACCCAUUUAGCUUUUCAAUUGCGGUUAAAGCGUGCGCUUCAGUUGGCUCGCAAACUUUUGGCAGGCAAUUACAUUCAGCAGUAAUCAAGUAUGCGUUUGAUUCCCAUCUUCCAGUCAUGAAUUCCAUACUGGACAUGUACUGCAAGUUUUGUUGUUUACCAGAGGCAAAGCAGUACUUUGAUGAAAUGAGUCAAAAAGAUCUGAUUACCUGGAACACCUUGAUUUCCGGAUAUGAAAAAUCGGAUCCUAGAGAGUCCCUAAGUAUAUUUUCUCGUAUGGAGUCAGAAGGAUUUAGUCCGAAUAGCUUCACAUUAACCAGCGUUACAGCGGCCUGUGCUAACAUGGCAGCAUUGAACUGUGGUGAACAAGUUCAUGGUACAAUCAUCCGUAGAGGCUUUAAUAAGAACUUGGCAUUGGCUAAUACACUUAUUGACAUGUAUGCCAAGUGUGGGAGCAUCACUGACGCGCACAAAAUAUUUAGUGACAUGUCUGAUAGAAAUUUAGUCUCCUGGACUUCCAUGAUGCUUGGAUAUGGGGAUCAUGGGCAUGGAAAAGAAGCUGUUGAGUUGUUUGAUGAGAUGGUAAUGUCAGGUAUUAGGCCAGAUCGAAUAGUGUUUAUGGCAGUUCUGAGUGCGUGCAGCCAUACUGGACUUGUCACUGAAGGCUUGAGGUAUUUCAAAUGUAUGGUAAAUGAUUACAAGGUUACUCCAGAUAAGGACAUAUAUAGUUGCGUGGUGGAUUUACUGUGCCGUGCUGGUAGAAUCAAGGAAGCUUAUGAGUUAAUAGAGAGCAUGCCAUUUAAGCCUGACGAGUCUUUUUGGGGUGCACUGCUUGGAGCUUGCAGAGCACAUAAGCUUCCCCAUUUGAGCAGACUAGCUGCCCAGAGGUUAAUAGAUUUGAGGCCAAACAUGGCGGGAACAUAUGUGAUGCUGUCAAAUUUUUAUGCCGCUGAAGGUAAAUGGGGAGAAUACGCCAAUAUGAGAAUGUUGAUGAGAGGAACAGGGAAUAAGAAAGAGGCAGGACAGAGUUGGAUUGAGGUAAGAAAUCAGGUUUAUAGUUUUGUUGUAGGAGAUAAGAUGGGUUCUCAUAUAAAGUGGGUGUAUGGAGUUUUGGAAUUUCUGAUUUGGCAUAUGAAAGAGGCCGAAUACUUAACUGAUUUGGAUUGCUCUAUACAUGACCAAGAUGAUGGAACCUGAACAGAAGCUGAAGCGAAGGAG
This is a messenger RNA of Fragaria vesca subsp. vesca, 1848 nucleotides long. Its product is annotated as putative pentatricopeptide repeat-containing protein At1g56570-like. The record is from RefSeq and is a predicted model, not a curated record. Lineage: Eukaryota; Viridiplantae; Streptophyta; Magnoliopsida; Rosales; Rosaceae. Gene Ontology annotation, molecular function: RNA binding; protein binding. Gene Ontology annotation, biological process: RNA modification. The transcript is spliced from 2 exons. The coding region runs from base 1 to 1827 and encodes 608 amino acids.